Messenger RNA from Syngnathoides biaculeatus (alligator pipefish), 2142 nucleotides. Its product is annotated as MAGUK p55 subfamily member 2-like. Gene Ontology annotation, molecular function: protein binding. The record is from RefSeq and is a predicted model, not a curated record. Gene Ontology annotation, cellular component: plasma membrane; cell-cell junction. NCBI's taxonomy places the organism in Eukaryota, Metazoa, Chordata, Actinopteri, Syngnathiformes, Syngnathidae.
UGACUCCAGUUCAGCUGAUGGCGCUAAUGCAGGCGAGAGAUAGAGAUAGAGAGAGAGAGAGAGAGAGCGAGAGAGAGCGAAUGAAUGAUGAAUGAAUGCGUGAACGUGUAUAUGUGUGUGUGUGCGUGUGUGUUAAGACCCAUCAAUGGCUUGAGAUUGUUGUCAAGCAGUCUUGUUUUUUCGCACGGAGCCUCGUCGAUAGUGUCCCGGGUAUUGGAAGCAAUGAGUGACAACACUGCUAAUUCCACUACAGCCAAUGACCUCGACCUCAUCUAUCUAAAAUGCAUUAUGGAGAGCCCCCUGGUGUGGAACACUGACAGAGAUGAACCAGAGGAAGGCCUGAAGGAACUACAUCUCUCCCCAGUUAGGGAAAACAAUGUGGAGCUUCUGCAAGAAAUUCUCAGUGAUCUUGAUCCAUUCACAGACCGAUCCAAAUCAGCAGCUGAGCUCUAUCACUUACUUACACAGCCACAUUUUCAGUCUUUUCUAGAGACGCAUGAUUCAAUUGCAUCCCAGGGGGAAGGAAGCCCCCCCCACUGCCAAGGCGAAUGUACGAUUCCUGACCAGAAUCAAGAUAGAUUGAUGAACAACUUUCAGCCUCCAGCUGAUGCAAUCCGCAUGGUGGGCAUACGCAAAGUGGCUGGAGAACAUUUGGGUGUGACAUUCAAGGUAGAGGAUGGUGAACUGGUGAUUGCACGUAUUCUCCAUGGAGGGCUGAUAGACCAGCAAAGAUUGCUCCACGUCGGUGAUAUCAUCAAAGAGGUCAAUGGGCGUGACAUGGGACGAGACCCGAGGGUGCUGCAGAAGGCGCUACAAGCAGCUAAUGGAAGUGUGGUUCUUAAGAUAUUACCCAGCUACUAUGAAACAGUAACUCCAAGACAGAUGUUCUUGAAGUGUCACUAUGACUAUAACCCAGUCAGUGACAAUUUGAUCCCCUGCAAAGAGGCUGGCUUAAGGUUUAAACCAGGAGACAUCCUUCAGAUUGUUCACCAGGAUGAUGUCAACUGGUGGCAGGCAUGUCAUGUGGAGGGUGGAGCUGCAGGAUUGAUUCCCAGUCAAAUGCUGGAAGAGAAGAGAAAAGCAUUUGUCAAGAGGGAUGUGGAACUACUUCCUCCAGGAAAUCUGUGCACAGGUGUUGGUGUGAAGAGAAAGAAAAAAAUGAUGUAUGUUACAACAAAAAAUGCAGACUUUGAUAGACAUGAGAUAUUGCUCUACGAGGAGGUGGCCAAGGUCCCUCCUUUCAAGAGGAAAACUCUGAUUUUGGUUGGUGCUCAAGGUGUAGGAAGGCGCAGAUUGAAGAACAUGCUUCUGUUAAAGGAUCCCCAUCUCUUUGGAACCACAAUUCCUUAUACCUCAAGAAAGCCCAAAAGGGGAGAAUGCGAGAACCAGAUAUAUGCCUUUACAAGCCGCAGCAAGAUGGAGGCUGACAUCAAGAAGGGUCUCUAUCUUGAAUAUGGGGAGUAUGAUGGCAAUAUGUAUGGAAUCAAAACUGACUCUAUACAUGAAGUUGUGGAAGCAGGACGAAUUUGCAUUCUGGAUGCUCACCCACAGUCUCUUAAAGUGCUGAGAACCUCUGAGUUUUUGCCAUAUGUGGUGUUCCUUCAAUCUCCAGACUUUGAGGCUCUCAAGACCAUGAAUAACUCUACUGCAGGGGCAGGGGUUUCUACAAAGGCACUUUCAGAUGAGGAGUUGCAGAAAACUGAAGAAAGUGGUCAAAUUCAAGUUGCAUAUGGCCAUUACUUUGACUUAAGCAUCGUAAACAACAACCUGGAGGAGACCUACCAUGAAGUCAAGGCUGCACUGGAAUCUGUUUCUCAAGACCACCAGUGGGUCCCUGUCACCUGGGUUUUCUAGAACACAAAUAGGUGGUAUAGUAGAGAAAUAAUGUCUGCUCCAAGAAAGAAAACAAGAACUUUGAAAAAAACUUUAUAUUUUAUGAUGUUAAUCAGUAGUUACUUUUAAAAAGCUUGUAUUUUAAUUUAUUCAUGACUCCAACUGGUUGUUUAAAACAUAAAAACAAACAUGUGAUUGGUACAGUUAUAGCAAUUUUGAUAUAAAGAGAUUGAGCUCAUUGUGCAUCAUCAUUAUGUCAAUGUGUGCAAAUGAGCUACUGUGCCUUAAGUGGCAUUCAAUUAUUAAUCC